AUGGGCACUAGGACUGGGACUAUUGUUCCGCGCCGUGCGGCGCGUGUCAUUCUCAAUGCGACAAAAGUAUUUAUAAAGAAUAACUUGUCCCACUGUGAAGAUGUCAAUACCGAGUAUGAAGCGAAACCCUCUACUAUGAUGACAUACAUACUCGUACUCCCCUCAUUCCAAACCCUACAUUUCAUCUUCGACUGCAUACAUGGUCAUUCCCUGUCGACGUAUGUCGAUAAGCCUCUAAGUAGCCGGUAUUCUAUGCCGAUAUAUCUCCAGGAACGACCUACUCCCUCGGGCACUCGGGCAGCCACGCAGCAAGAGACGUCGAGGUUGAGGGCGUCCACGAUCGAUGGCUGUCCCAGCCUGAAACUCAUCAUCGAGGGUCUUGGUGAGAGCCCCAGUACCAAACGGUCCAAGUACCACACACCCCAAGUCCCUUCAACCCAUCGAAGGCUCUACCAAGCAUGGACGCGGAGAAACGACACCCCAAUCGCGGGAGAUGCCCCGCCCAAAGCGGUCACAGGAUUCAAACCCGUAACCCACGGGGUGCACAAGAAGCUUAAUACACGCUUCAUCCACGCUGUAUAG
Messenger RNA from Coprinopsis cinerea okayama7#130, 582 nucleotides. RefSeq lists its product as hypothetical. The record is from RefSeq and is a predicted model, not a curated record. The transcript has 2 exons. NCBI's taxonomy places the organism in Eukaryota, Fungi, Basidiomycota, Agaricomycetes, Agaricales, Psathyrellaceae. Bases 1 to 582 code for a protein of 193 amino acids.